This is a messenger RNA of Mytilus californianus (California mussel), 1848 nucleotides long. RefSeq lists its product as uncharacterized. Gene Ontology annotation, biological process: lipid transport. NCBI's taxonomy places the organism in Eukaryota, Metazoa, Mollusca, Bivalvia, Mytilida, Mytilidae. The record is from RefSeq and is a predicted model, not a curated record. Bases 115 to 1848 code for a protein of 577 amino acids. Gene Ontology annotation, molecular function: lipid carrier activity. The transcript has 16 exons.
CUUAGUAGAAUAUUUUUUAAGGUUAAAAUUAAUAGUCGCUGAGUAUUUGCCUUUUUCAUAACUCAGUUAUCGAAAUCAGGAUGUUUGAGAUGAAGAACUAAAUUUCGUUGAAAUAUGAAAAAGAUGUACUGUUACGUAGUUCUUAUUUUUUGUGUAUUUGGAAUUUCGACAAGUAAAUACAUACAAUUCCAGAAUAACUACGAAUACUGGUAUAAAUACACCUCUAAUUCUACCAUACAUGACCUUGGGAACUUCAGAACUGAUGCUAAGAUAAGUUUCACGACCAUUAAUGUUACAGAAGAGGUUCAAGAAAUCUUACUGAAGGUCAAUUCGUUUUUUGUUGUUUCAGAGGCACACAAAGAAAAGGGUGCUGGAAGUGACAAUUUAGAUUUCACAAAUUGGUUUUCCUUUGAAAUCAAACGAUCAGGAGAGAUACUCCGCGUAUUCCAUGAUCUUGAUGAGCACCAUGAUGUACUGAUAGCUAAAAAAGGCUUUGCUUCACUGUUUUCCUCAAAACUACAAAAUUCGAAUAGUGAUGUUGCAAGUGAAUGGGCUUAUCAAACAACAGAACAUGGAAAUGAAGGCCCUCACAAUGCAUCAUACUCUGUCAUUAAGACUGCAACAGGAAUCCAGUUCAAGAAGUUCAGACACAGUACCCCAAUUCCUAAUGCAAAAGGUGUACAUCAGAAGGUUUUGCAUUUUGAUCAUGAUCUUGGAACAAUUAAAAGAGUUGUGGUUGAAGAAGAAUUUACAUCUCCUCAGAUAGCAUCUGAUUUUGAUGCAGAAAAAGGCAUGAGGAAGGUCAAAGCAGUUAAUGACUUCAGUAAUAUGGAAAAUCCAAAAAUAACAGCUACCAACAAAGGAGAAUUACAAUUUUGGAAAAAAGAAAAAAUCAAGGAAAAAUCCUACAGACCUAAAGAUGACAUUGUAAUCGAUAGUAUACACAUUGGUAAUUACCAGAGAAAGGAGUACAACGCCCAAAAACUUGCCAAACUGAAAGGCACAAUUAAAAGCAAUUUAAUCUGUAUUAUAACUGAACCAGAAAAAGGAUCUCCCAAGGUAGCUCCAUGUUUCCAAAGUAUGUUAGAAGCUUUAGCAUUAUUGCCUGAUAGUGAUCAAAAGGAACUGGCAAAAGAAUACUUUAUCCCUUCAAGAUCUAUAAAUCAAGAGGAAACAAAGAUUAUGAUAGAUGCCUUUGCCAGUCUGUCUACAAAUCUAAGCCAGAUAUUGUUAGCCAAAUUCAUCGUUUACUCUAAAGAACCAAAACCUGUAUUUGUUAUGAGAUUGUUGUCACAUAUACCUACCAUCGGAAAACCACCUCAUCAGAGUAUUUUAUCUGCCAUCAAGGAUCUGUGUUUCAACAGGAAUACAUUUCCAAAGUCAUUAUAUACUGAAGAGCUAUACCAAAAAUCAUUUCUUAUUCUUGGUGCCAUAACUAGUCAGUUGACAAAAGCUGGAGAUCUGAAAAUGGCAUCAGAAAUUACAGAAAAUGUCCACCAGAAAUUAGGAUAUCAUGAUCCUUAUAGCUACAAAGUAAAACGUGCUACACAGACAAGAAAACAACAGGAUGUGCAUGACCAGUGGAAGGUUGUUCUUCUGGAAACACUGGGCAAUGCUGGAAUGGACUCUUCCUAUGAAUAUAUUGUUUCUCAUGUCAAUGCAACAAAUUCUCCAUGGAUUAAACGAGCUGGACUUCAUGCUCUUAGAAAAUAUGAACAUGAGAUGGUUACUGAUACCAUGCUUAAAGCAGCUUUAUAUGAUGAAGAUGAAAAUGUUCGACAUGCAGCAUUGUUGCUGUAUCAAGCACAUCCAAAAUCCAAAAUGAUUUCCCCCCUUAAUAAAAGUUGA